ACACCAACCACAAUGCAACCAAGGCGACAGCAACCUCGAUCGUAGCUACAGCCAGCAGAGCCGCGGCGCAGCGUAGACUGCUCGGCUGAUCCGCUAUAUAAAACGGGAUCGAACCCCCACACGCAUCUCCCAGCAGGUGGCUGUCUCUGUGGCUCUCGAUCGCCUUGGUAUAUCCUCCUCCGACCGGGCUCCGGCAAUCCGCCAUGGCUGCCGCCAGCUCCGUCCACGGCUUCACCGUCAAGGACGCAAGCGGCGAAGACGUGCACCUGAGCACCUUCAAGGGCAAGGUUCUCCUCAUCGUCAACGUCGCAUCACAGUGUGGCCUGACCAACUCCAACUACACGGAGCUUGCCCAGCUACACGAGAUGUACAAGGACCAGGAUUUCGAGAUCCUUGCGUUCCCGUGCAACCAGUUCGGCGGGCAGGAGCCCGGCACGAGCGAGGAGAUCGUCCAGCUCGUCUGCGCUCGCUUCAAGGCCAAGUACCCGAUUCUUCACAAGGUCGAUGUGAACGGCGAGGACGCUGCGCCCAUCUACAAGUUUCUGAAAUCCAGCAAGACCGGCCCCAUGGGCGAAGACAUCAAGUGGAACUUCGCCAAGUUCUUGGUGGACAGACAGGGGCAUGUCGCCGAGCGGUAUGCUCCGACCACCUACCCACUCAGCAUCCAGAAGGACAUCAAGAAGCUGCUCGGCGGGAGCUAUUGAAUUGAAUAUCCGGAGACAAUAGAUAGAUGCAUGCACUGCCACUUGAAACGCCUGAAAUAAGCUUGCUAUGUUUCUACCAGAUAGUUUUGAUAAAUAACAUGGUCGUCGCCUCGUCUUUCUUGUAGUACUAGUUUGUAAACUAAUUAGCAUGCAUCAGAAUCGGUUGAAAUUAAAUAAGCUUGUAAACUGUAACCGUGCAUGGCUCCUUCCUUCUUCCGAAUUAUAUAUUGGGAUAGCAAUCUAUUUCUCCCACAAACUAAA
Zea mays is the source of this 965-nucleotide messenger RNA. RefSeq names its product probable phospholipid hydroperoxide glutathione peroxidase 6, mitochondrial. The record is from RefSeq and is marked validated. Gene Ontology annotation, cellular component: cytosol. NCBI's taxonomy places the organism in Eukaryota, Viridiplantae, Streptophyta, Magnoliopsida, Poales, Poaceae. The transcript is spliced from 6 exons. Gene Ontology annotation, molecular function: peroxidase activity. Gene Ontology annotation, biological process: response to oxidative stress. The coding region runs from base 204 to 704 and encodes 166 amino acids.